Dibothriocephalus latus is the source of this 1065-nucleotide messenger RNA. The record is from the annotation of a GenBank genome assembly. NCBI's taxonomy places the organism in Eukaryota, Metazoa, Platyhelminthes, Cestoda, Diphyllobothriidea, Diphyllobothriidae.
AUGGUCUGGGUUCAUAUCCUACUCCUGACUGUUGUGUACUAUCCGCCCAGUGCGUACACCGCAGUCCGGUAUUACAAGGCAUCUAACUACUUUGUCAGCAAUGCAGGCGAUCCAAAAACAAACUUCUCUACUAUUCAAAAAAUGACAACUGGCGGAUUCUCCUACAGUAUGCUGCCGCAGAAGAAACUUUCUUUUCAGCAAGCUGAGCAGUUUUGUCUUCAGGAUUCUUCCAAUCCUAUGCACAUCUCUUCAGUUUUGAAUGAGCAAGAGUGGCUUCUCAUCUGUAAAAUGUUUGGAAAUGAACAACCACUACAGAUAUGGCUUGGAGGCGAAGUCAAACGAAGUCCAACGAAACCGACAUUCAAUUUAUAUUGGAUUGAUCGGAAUCCGUUUAGUUAUCAUCGAUUCUCGAAGGAAGAGCAGAAUGCGUGGUUGGACAACAGGAAGCCCCUCGACACUGGCUGCCUUGCUGCGGAGCUCACAAAGGACGGCAGCGGAAAUUGGACUGUAGUACAUGCGCCGUGCACUGAAGCUCGUGCUUUCAUCUGCAAGGGCGUCCAUAAAAAUGAACAACCCGACCACUUCAUAGAGCGUCCUUUCCUAAAUGCCCUGUCUCAAUGGCCUCUCGAUCUUCUUAUCAAGCGCCUCACCUCCUGGCGCCUUCUGGACCCCUGGUUACUGAAUGAGUUCCAGCGUGAAGCUACAGCUGAGGAUUCGAAGCCUUUCCGGGAUACCACGGUCGUACCAAUUUAUCAAAGUGAUGGAGACGAUGGUUUGGACAAUCAGAGAGAACCGGUUAUCCUGAGCCCAGUAACCCCGAGGCCUCUUCCAGCAGAAAGAAACGAAGUAGUUGAUAAAAACUCGACAAGAAUCGAGGAGCCAGCACAUGAACCUACGACCACAGGGGAAGAAUCGAUGUUUGCCGCUGAUGCCCCAAGUAUCAUAGACACAAAACCUAAGUCCACAGGGUUGCAGCUUGAUGAUGAUCAUGAACUAGCCCUUAUUAAUGAACUGCUAGACCCGAAGGUCAAUCCUUUUAAUAUUGGCAAUGAAGCAAUAUUCUGA